CAGGCAGCAGAGGAGCCUCAGGGCAGCCUGGUGGUGCUUUGGCACUGAGUGAAGCUGCCUAUUUGCUGCCUUGGUUUCUCCCAUGCUCAGGGUUUUGGGGUUCCUUCCUUGCAGCAUGGGCAUGGUGAUGUGCUUCUUGGUGUCAUUUUGUGCUGUAGCAGCGUCUUGUGGUGUCAUCUAACAUCAGCGUUGAUGAUGUGCCAUUCCCCCUGGACAUCAGGUGAUGAAUGUCUGUAUGAAAGCUUUCCUGAGCUUCCCUUGGAGGAAGUGCCAGAAGCUGAUGGCGAGGCCGCGAACGCCCAGUGUCCGACGUCCGUCAGCAUUCAGGAGCCGUCUUCUCCAGCAACCUCCAGCGAAGCCUUCACGCCAAAGGAGAGCUCUCCUUACAAGGCUCCGAUAUACAUUCCCGAUGACAUUCCCAUUCCUUCAGAGUUCGAGCUCCGAGAAUCCAACAUUCCUGGAGCGGGAUUAGGGAUAUGGACCAAAAGGAAGAUCGAAGUCGGGGAAAAGUUCGGCCCUUUCGUGGGAGAGCAGCGGCCACACCUUAAAGAUCCCAGUUACGGUUGGGAGAUCUUGGAUGAGUUUUGCAAUGUGAAGUUCUGCAUAGAUGCCAGUCAACCAGAUGUAGGAAACUGGCUCAAAUAUAUCAAGUUUGCUGGAUGCUACAAUCAGCACAACCUUGUUGCAUGUCAGAUAAGUGAUCAGAUAUUCUACAGAGUUGUAGCAGACAUUGAACCUGGAGAGGAGCUGUUACUGUUCAUGAAGAGUGAAGAUUAUUCACAUGAAACAAUGGCUCCAGACAUCCAUGAGGAGCGCCAGUAUCGCUGCGAGGACUGCGACCAGCUCUUUGAGUCCAAGGCUGAGCUUGUAGACCACCAGAAGUUCCCCUGCAGCACACCUCACUCCGCGUUCUCCAUGGUGGAGGAGGACUUCCAGAAAAAGCUUGAGAAUGAGAACGAGCUUCAGGAUGUGCAUGAAAUCCAGGAGUGUAAAGAGUGCGAUCAAGUCUUCCCAGAUUUGCAAAGCCUGGAGAAGCACAUGCUGUCCCACAGCGAGGAGCGGGAGUACAAGUGCGACCAGUGCCCCAAAGCUUUCAACUGGAAGUCCAACUUGAUACGUCACCAAAUGUCGCAUGACAGCGGCAAGCACUACGAGUGUGAGAACUGUGCCAAGCAGGUUUUCACGGACCCCAGCAACCUCCAGAGGCACAUUCGUUCCCAGCAUGUUGGGGCUCGUGCUCACGCUUGUCCAGAGUGUGGCAAAACGUUUGCCACUUCUUCAGGCCUCAAACAGCAUAAACACAUCCACAGCAGUGUCAAACCUUUUAUAUGUGAGGUCUGCCAUAAAUCCUAUACUCAGUUUUCAAACCUUUGUCGACAUAAGCGCAUGCAUGCUGAUUGCAGAACCCAAAUCAAGUGCAAAGACUGUGGACAAAUGUUCAGCACUACGUCUUCCUUAAAUAAACACAGGAGAUUUUGUGAGGGCAAGAACCAUUUUGCAGCAGGAGGAUUUUUUGGCCAAGGCAUUUCACUUCCUGGAACCCCAGCUAUGGAUAAAACGUCCAUGGUUAAUAUGAAUCAUGCAAAUCCGGGCCUUGCUGACUAUUUUGGAGCCAAUAGGCAUCCUGCUGGUCUUACCUUUCCAACAGCUCCUGGAUUUUCUUUUAGCUUCCCCGGUCUGUUUCCUUCAGGCUUGUACCACAGGCCACCUUUGCUACCUACUAGUUCUCCUGUUAAAGGACUACCGAGCGCAGAUCAGACAAACAAAAGUCAAAGUCCCCUCAUGACCAAUCCUCAGAUACUGCCAGCCACCCAGGAUAUUUUGAAGGCACUAAAUAAGCAACCAUCUGUAGGGGAAAAUAAGCCAGUGGAGCUUCAACCAGAGAGGUCCUCUGAAGAGAGGCCGCAUGAGAAACUCAGUGACCAGUCAGAGAGUAGUGACCUUGACGAUGUCAGUACCCCCAGUGGCAGUGACCUGGAAACCACCUCUGGCUCUGAUCUGGAAAGUGACAUUGAAAGUGAGAAAGAGAAAUUUAAAGAAAAUGGUAAAAUGUUCAAAGACAAAGUAAGCUCUCUGCAGAGUUUGGCUUCAAUAAAUAAUAAGAAAGACCACAGCAAUCAUUCCAUUUUCUCACCAUCUUUAGAGGAGCAGACUGCGGUGUCAGGAGCGGUGAAUGAUUCUAUAAAGGCUAUUGCUUCUAUUGCUGAGAAAUACUUUGGUUCAACAGGACUUGUGGGGCUGCAAGACAAAAAAGUUGGAGCUUUACCUUACCCUUCCAUGUUUCCCCUCCCAUUUUUUCCAGCAUUCUCUCAAUCAAUGUAUCCAUUUCCUGAUAGAGACUUGAGACCGUUACCCUUGAAAGUGGAGCCCCAAUCACCCAGUGAACUCAAGAAGAUCCCAAAGGGAAGCUCUGAGUCUCCCUUUGACCUCACCACUAAGCGUAAGGAGGAGAAGCCCGUUACUCCCAUACCCUCAAAGCCAGCAGCUCCGCCUGCGGCAAGCCAGGACCAGCCUCUAGAUCUGAGCAUGGGCAGCAGAAGUCGAGCCAGUGGCAUAAAACAGGCCGAGCCUCGGAAAAACCACGUCUUUGGUGAAAAGAAAGGAGGCGACCUCGAGCAAAGGAAAGUGUCCGAGUCCUCUUUGCAGCACGCCCGACCGACUCCCUUCUUUAUGGAUCCCAUUUACAGAGUAGAGAAAAGAAAGUUAACUGACCCACUCGAAGCUUUAAAAGAGAAAUACUUGAGACCUUCCCCGGGAUUCUUGUUUCAUCCACAAUUCCAAUUGCCUGAUCAAAGAAUUUGGAUGUCAGCCAUCGAGAACAUGGCCGAGAAGCUGGAGAGCUUUAGCGCCUUGAAGCCAGAGGCCAACGAGCUGAUCCAGUCGGUGCCGUCCAUGUUCAACUUCCGAGCCCCCCCCAGCGCCCUGCCCGAGACCCUCCUGCGCAAGGGCAAGGAGCGCUACACCUGCAGAUACUGUGGCAAGAUUUUCCCAAGAUCUGCAAACCUAACCCGUCACCUGAGGACGCACACUGGAGAGCAGCCCUACAGAUGCAAAUACUGUGACAGGUCUUUUAGCAUAUCUUCCAACCUGCAGAGACAUGUCCGUAACAUCCACAAUAAAGAGAAGCCAUUCAAGUGUCACUUAUGUGACAGGUGUUUUGGUCAGCAAACCAAUCUUGACAGACAUCUGAAAAAGCAUGAGAACGGCAACAUGUCUGGUACUGCAACGUCUUCACCUCAUUCAGAACUGGAAAGCACAGGGGCAAUCCUAGAUGACAAAGAAGAUUCUUACUUUACAGAAAUUAGGAAUUUUAUUGGAAACAGCAACCACAACAAUCAAUCCCCCCGAAACUCAGAGGAGAGAAUGAAUGGCAGCCACUUUAAGGAUGAAAAAGCCAUGGUAACCAGCCAGAACUCGGAUUUGCUGGAUGACGAAGAGGCAGAAGAUGAAGUAAUGAUGGACGAAGAAGACGAAGAAAGCGAAAUUGCAGGGAAAGCAGUCAAAGAGCCUGUUACAAGCGACAUGCACGAGGGGACUCCAGAGGAGGAUUACGAGGAAACGAGUACUUUGGACAUGAACUGCAAAGCUUCCCCUGGCAGGUAUAAAGAGGAGGAGUAUAAUAAGACUGGACUUUCUGCUUUGGACCACAUAAGGCACUUCACAGAUAGCCUCAAAAUGAGGAAAAUGGAAGAAAAUCAAUAUAGUGAAGCUGAAUUGGCAGCUUUCAAUACUUCCCAGCUGCCAGAGGACCUAAAACAACCAUUGUACAGGAAAUCCAAAUCCCAGGCGUAUGCUAUGAUGCUCUCUCUCUCCGACAAGGACUCCCUUCAUUCUGCAUCCCACAAUUCUCCCAAUAUGUGGCACAGUAUGGCGAGAGCUGCUGCAGAAUCCAGUGCCAUCCAAUCCAUCAGUCACGUAUGACAUUGUGAAGUCUUACCAAGAAUGGGACCAAGUCCAAACCAGUAGCAUGGCUCUUUCAUAUAUGACUGUUUAAAAGACUGCUGAGCAGAAUGCCUUAUAAAUCUGCAGGGUCACUCAUUUAAAGUCUGGUGACCUUAAACUGAAUAAUUUUAAAAAGAAAGAAACUAUUUAUUCUCAAUAUUUUGUUUUGCACAGCAAAGGCAGCUGCUGACUUCUGGAGGAUCAAUGCGACUUAAAAAAAAAAAAGGUUUCAGUGGAUUAUGUAAACCGGGGCCGGGAAAAAAUGUCUUCCAGUUCACCCGGCUUUGAGGGGCAGGGGCAAAAGGGUUAAGACUGCAUUGAUACACACAUGGGCACUCCUUUAAAGUAGUAACUGAAUUCAUUUUCUUUUUGUAUAAGAUAGUUUGACACAGGAUUGGGAACAGUUGCUUUUAUGUACAAAUCUCUUCAUUAAAGCUUUAUGCAUUUUAGCCCUUCAAAGAAAGAAAAUAGUUCUAUCAAAUGCACACUAUCCAUCGUAAAUGUAGAAAGAAGUAACAGGGAAUAUUUUGUUCUCUCCGUAAUUCUUUUGCCUUCUCAACUGCAUUGUUAAAAAAAAGGAAAAUCGCAAAAAAAAAAAAAAAAGAAAAAAAAAGAACUAUG
Molecule: messenger RNA, 4563 nt
Organism: Cygnus olor (mute swan)
Lineage: Eukaryota; Metazoa; Chordata; Aves; Anseriformes; Anatidae
Gene: MECOM
Product: MDS1 and EVI1 complex locus
Exons: 17
Coding region: 193-3921 (1242 amino acids)
Biological process (GO): regulation of transcription by RNA polymerase II
Cellular component (GO): nucleus
Molecular function (GO): RNA polymerase II cis-regulatory region sequence-specific DNA binding; histone H3K9 methyltransferase activity; protein binding
Source: RefSeq, a predicted model, not a curated record